Molecule: messenger RNA, 576 nt
Organism: Fusarium venenatum
Lineage: Eukaryota; Fungi; Ascomycota; Sordariomycetes; Hypocreales; Nectriaceae
Product: flavoprotein
Molecular function (GO): carboxy-lyase activity
Source: RefSeq, a predicted model, not a curated record
AUGGAAAAAAGCCCAAGAAAGAAGAUUAUUGUCGCUUUGACUGGUGCAACUGGUGCUGUCAUAGACAUUCAAAUCUUGACAACGCUUCGACAUUUAAACGUUGAAACACAUUUGAUCAUUAGCAAGUGGGCCGCUGAGACCAUCAAAUAUGAAACAGAUUACACACCAGCCGCCGUUCGAGCGCUUGCAGAUUAUGUCUACAACCCAAGCGACUUGGCCGCACCGAUCGCCAGCGGCUCCUUCCAUGUAGACGGCAUGAUUGUUGCUCCUUGUUCAGUCAAGACAUUGGCCGCCAUUAAUGCUGGUAUUUGUGAUGACCUCAUCACUCGGGCUGCAGAUGUCUGUCUGAAGGAGCGAAGAAGACUGAUAUUGUCACUGAGAGAGACACCACUGAGCGAAAUCCACUUGCGUAACAUGAUGGAAGUAACUCGGGCUGGUGCAAUUAUUGCACCUCCUGUUGUUGGAUUCUAUACAAGGCCAAGCUCUGUGGAGGAUAUAUUAGUUCAAAUGGUUGGCCGAUUGCUUGAUCUGUUUGGGCUGGAAGCUGGCAACUUGCGAGAUGGGAGGAUACUAUAA